Messenger RNA from Lactuca sativa (garden lettuce), 728 nucleotides. NCBI's taxonomy places the organism in Eukaryota, Viridiplantae, Streptophyta, Magnoliopsida, Asterales, Asteraceae. The record is from RefSeq and is a predicted model, not a curated record.
AACUAUCUAUCUGUUAACUACUUUCUCUAUCCGAUUAAUCAAUUUCAUUCAUCUCCUCAAAUUCAUAUCAUCUUCGAAUGCUACGUUACGUUAAUUUGGGUUGUUUUCCGAUUUACAGUUCACAAUUCACAAAUUUGCCUUUGUUUUAGUUUUAGGUCGAACAUCCAUCUGUAUCUGUUUCUAUUGCACAGAAUCGCAGAUCUUUUUUCUAUUUAAUCUCGAUUAAAUUCCUGCAACCAAAAUUUCAUUUUAUUAUUAGAUAUAAAAUUGGAUUGAAGAUGGGAAACAUAGCUGCAAAGGAAAAGGAAAAGAAAAGAGAAGAAGUAGUGAUAAAGAUUGUGCCUCCAUUAGACUCUGCGUAUGUUCGUUGGCUUGCCAAAGAUUUGGAGAGGAUUCAUGGGUAUGUUCCUUCAAAACCUCGCGCCAUAAAACCACCAGAUCAUUACAUCGAUUACAUGCGGAUGAAUGGAUGGUUAGAUCUUGAUCUAAAUGAUCCUGCCCUCGCGCAUUUAUUCAAGUAGUAACAUGUUAAAUUGUUCCUGUUUAUUAUCCAUAAUAGCAUUGUAUGAUUCUACUUAUAUUUCAAAUUAUCCAUAAUAGCAAAGUACUUAUAUAUCAAAUGUUUUUGAUAUUUUUGGGUGUAAUUGCGUGGCAACGCAGUGAUGUAAAUUUGAUAAAAUUUGUAAUUUAUGUAAAAUCAUAUGGAAAUAGGGAAAUUUGUGGCGGUA